Messenger RNA from Paramuricea clavata, 16891 nucleotides. NCBI's taxonomy places the organism in Eukaryota, Metazoa, Cnidaria, Anthozoa, Malacalcyonacea, Plexauridae. The record is from the annotation of a GenBank genome assembly.
AAUAGAAUCACAGAUAGACAGAAAUGAUUUCUAACAGUCUAUAAACAGUAAAACAGUGGAAUUAUUAUUUCUUUUACUACUUAAUAAUGAAUUUUGACAAUGAUCAAAUGUAAUCAGAAAUAGGUUGAUGUCAACAGCAUAAAAAACAGGUUAGUUUGUUAUGUAAACCUUGUCGAAUAUUCAUUGUUUUAUACAUGAUUGUUUUAUGACUUGUACAUGGUCAGGAAGUUGAUCAAAAAUUUAUCUGAAUUCACUGAUUGAAACGUAUUUCGAUUAAUUGUGGCUUGUAGUGAAGAUCAGUGUGGAUUUUUAUUCAUAGAACAAAUAAAGUGUCAAUUUAUAUUGAUCAUGAAUUAACUUAAUGUCCUUUAUUGACUUUAUUUGUUACAAAUUUUAUAUAAUUUGCCAAAUACUUAUAUUGCAGUGUCAUGUCAAAUGAAUAUUCAAAAUUAGCUCGCUGCACAUACUAGCGGGCAACUUUAUAUAGAGCAAUCUUUAUAGGAAACACAACUACAGUAGAACCCCACUAACUCGAGCUUGCUAACUCAAACUCCUCAAACAAAAUCCAGUGUUGUAACGAGUCACCAACAGCUCAAAUCACAAGUCGAGUCACUCAAAGGUUGAGUCACAACUCGAGUCAUUUCAGUUUCUGAUCGAGUCGAGUCAGCGGCUUCACUCGAGUUGAGUCACUGGUUUAAUUCGAGUUGAGUCAUGAUAGCUAUAUACCCUGGUCCCAGAGGCUCUUUGUGAGGCGAGAAGACGAGAGGCGAGAAGGAAGAGCCUCUGGUCAUGUCAGUUGCAAACCCCACUUCCACUUGGUUCAGAAUUUGAAUCUCGCAUGUGAUUAGCCAUUUGUAAAAAUAUGUCAAACCGGUUUGGGAAAUAAACAUUACUGUAAGCUAAUUAUAGCUAUUGGACAAUUAAUUACAUUUUCUCUUGGUCACAUUUACUUGGUUAACUUGAACAGUAUUUUUGAGACUUAGAUCGACAAACCUCGAUUUAUUAAUAAAUGUCAGAAACAUAGCACAUUCAGUCAUUCACAAGUCGGAAGCUUGCAUUUCUAUUCAGACAACAACAAUUUAAUUGGUAUAUAAUAUAUACAAAUUAUGUUGAUCAUUACUGAUCUAGCUUAUAGAUAUUUUUGGUAGGUACUGUACUAUUAAACACUGAUAGGCCACUCUUUAACUUAGGUAACUGUAGUACUACUGUAAUGGCUCACAAUUGUGAUGGAUAAUAAAGCAACUAUACCUUAUUAAUCAUUAACAUAAUCAAUUUUUAGUUUUACUGUAUUUAGAGCGUCUACUAACUCAAGCUGUAAUGUAACCUAUAACAAAUCAACUUACCGAGUAGCAAAACGGUAAGCACAAAGUAACAUUUUUGUAAGCACUUCAGUGUUCAGGAGAGUGCAAAUUGAGUAUUGAUUUUUAUAAGCAAACCGUAUCUCAAUAUCGUGUUAUUCUAUCAAGUUGCUAACAAUCAGUUUAAAAAGUAGCUAAUAGAAAUUCGCUGUUUGAAAAGUAGUCAUUACAACUACAGUACUGGCUACUUUUAGAGUUUGUUAUAUAGUACAGUUACUGUUUUGAAAAAGUAGUCGAAAACUACUGGCUACUUGAAAAUUGUAGUUCGCUACAGUAGCGAACUACAACUACUUCGUUAUUACCCACCAUUGAACAUAAUAAACAAAAUGCAACACUGACCCUAUUAACUCGAUCGAAUACCCAAUCACUCUGGCCAUUUUUUUACGCCUCCCUUGGGAGUUUGAGUUAGAGGCCAGGGCUCUACUGUACCUGAAAAUAUUAAAUACAAGAAUACUUUACAUAGAAUGGAUCAACUGUAAGAUUCCCUAUAAGUAAAUACCUCCAGCCCUCUUAAUUAUGAAAAAGAAAAAAUGUAAAUAAAUUUGUUAUAUGGGUGAAUUAAAGUUUAAAAAGCAGUAUAUAACUGACUUAUGUUGAACAAAUCUCAUAUAUUAAUAUACAGUAUUUUUAUCAGGGUAUACUCCAAUUCAUGAAUUAAAAAAGUCUGGAUGCGAUAAUUUACAUACUUACGUACGAGACAUACACCAAUAUUACAGUCUGGUACUUCUUUGUUUUCAGCCAAGUACCAUGCACAUACUGUAGGUAUAUGGGAUUCUCACUAUAUGUGUACUUACAUUGUGCUAGUGCCAUAUAUCGCCAUUACAGCAAACUUUCUAACAUUUGCGUGGUGCCCUGGAAAAUGCACAAAACAAUUCCAUCACAUAUUUUAGUUGCAACACAAUAUAAUCCCCCUAUGAAGUAUAUGUGCUGAAUUACAUAUUUCAGACACACCGAUUUCCAUAUUCUCUCAGAUUAUCAGAAUUGAAGGAGCUAGUCGCUGUGUACAAAAUGCUUCAAAAUGCCUCUGAACCUAAUUGGCAAAGUGGACUUUCUCUUGUAAUUGUAUUUUUCACAGUAUACCAACUGUAAAAGGAAGAAAGUUCUUAAAAACCUGUUUAAAACAGUUAUAUUUUUGCUUGAACUGUCUGUGCUAGUGUAGGCAGUGCCAAUAAUAUUAACAGUCUUUCAUUGGUAGCUGGAUCAACGAAGGGCCUUUGGUCGAAAAAUUUAAAUUCUCCUUACCAACAAAAGUUUGUUUAUAUUUUUGCUGUCUGUUAUAGUAUUACAUAGUGUAUAGACAUGCAGGUAUGUCAUUAAGCUAGGGGGAAAUAUCACGAACUCAUUCUCAUCUUGUUUUAUCUUGAGUUUCAAGAUUCUAAUCUUCAAAUUGUGUUAAUUUUGUUUUACACUUUUUGAAAUUGUUGACUGGUAUUGGUUUCUGAUAUUAGAUUACCCAGUUUUUUAAAUACCUUAUAUGCAUUUACAACAUAUAGUAUCUUCUUAAAUUACAGAACCAAGUCGCCUGAAUAGAAAACAGACAUGGAUUUCAGUGACUUGAUGAAUAUUGCUUCAAACAAUCAAGUAAACACAGUCAACAAGGUGGGUUUAAGUAAAUUAGAAAAAAUAAUGGCCUGAUCAUAUACUGUAUAUAGGCCAUAGACCAUAGGUAGUUGGGCUGAAGAAAAGCUUUAUGACCUUGCCAAUCUGGUUACUGGAAUGGAGUAAAGAAACCGAAUUUCGGAUUUUGCGAUUUAAUUUAACAAUUCUUACUCAGUUUUAUGUCAGUUUUACUGUAUCUUUUAGGUUAAAAAUAAAAAGUCCAAAGAUGGUAGUUCAAGCCAAGUAUCAAGUGCAGCUGUUAAAGCUUUCUUAGAUCGACAAAAGGCAGAGAAAGCGAAGCAGAAAGGUUGGUUUUUAAGACAGAAGUGUGUGAUAGCUGUUUAUAUAGAUAAAUUAUCAUAGUUUAUAUAUUGUUUUCAGUGUGACACCACGGCUCAGUCAGCCAGUCUAGUAAACUACAUGUACAGUAUGUUGCCCACCUAAUUGCCCAUAACCAAACCUAGUUACAAUAGAUGAUUCCAACACCGCGGAAAAACGUCUGCGCAUGCGUCAACCUUACCUGUAAUAGUAUUGCGAACUUGAUGAGAAGCUGUUCCGAACGUUUCCGAAGGCUCAAAAUGGCGGUAAAUAGGAGUGACUUCAUUGUGCGUCUUUACAGCCAGAUUUCAAGCGCAAAAAUAAACAUGUCAUUCUAAAAACUAGAAAUAAAUACAGCCAGAAGGUUCAAGAAAUUGUAUUGUACAAGAACAUGAACUAAAGGUGAUUGUUGACAAAUUUAUCGUCUGAAACAUUUUGUUUAUCAACUAAGCAAUGACAAUUUCCGAAUUUUCGUUUGAGAUACAUUUCUUUAAAAACAACUGUGUCGCCAAAUAUAAAAAAUUUGCGUGUUCACAAUAAUUAAACUUUAGGAUUUAUUCUACAAUUUGAGUGGGUUAAGAAGCUUAACUUUUCGAGAGUUUUCUUAACUUUUGAGUUUGAAUUUUUGUUUUGAAUAAUUUUGCAAAAAUUUUCGAAGUCGUGUCCGUUAAAAUCAACAUUUUUUUACAUGAAUUAUAUUUCAUUCCAUACUUUAAAUGCCAGGACGCGUUCAAUUAAUGUCUAGUAUACCCAUUUGCUAUAUUUUCUCGUUUGUUUUACUAAUUUUUGACCAAUUAAAUAAGCAUGUUUUUGUUUUAGAAAUUGAUAUUCAAAUUCCCCGCCAUAUUUUCAUAAUUUGGUGCAUGCGCAGACGUUUUUCCGCGGUGUUGAUGAUUCCAGCUAUAAACUAAAUUCUCAUCUACGCGAGAAGAACAAAAUCCAUCACCACAGCUAGAACGAGCAUGUUAAAAUUAGUAAAAUUGCAGUUUGGCCGCGCGAAUUGUUGUAAAAUGAGGAAAAUAUACUAAUAUAGCCCUGUGAAGUUCGCAAAUUUUGUAUUAAUUUGUAUUACGCGCGGGAAAAUGCACCACAUUUGGGCCGAAAGUGGUGCAUUUUCCUGUGCGUAAUACAAAUUAAUACAAAGUUUACAGAUUUCGUAGGGCUUUAUUUUCCUCAUUUUACAACAAUUCGCAACCAAACUUUGCAAUUUUACUAAUUGGAACAUGCUCUUUCUAGCUGUUGUGACAGAUUUUGUUCUUCUUGUAUACAGUAGAUCAAAAUUAAGUUCUUUGUAUGUUUGCAUGGCGAUAAAACAUAUAAUAGUUUUGUUUGUGGAAACACCACGUAAAUUUAUUACUGCAAAGCUUUCGAUCCGUAAGCCCGGAUCUUCAUCAGUGCUAAUAAUAUGUUCUGAUGAAGAUCCGGGCUUUCGGAUCGAAAGCUUUGCAGUAAUAAAUUUACGUGGUGUUUCCACAAACAAAACUGUUAUAGAUCAAAAUUAGUUGGAAUUAUCCAUUCAUAUUAUUCUGACACUGCACACUGUUAAUUUCAGGUAUUUAAUUUAAUAAUUUAACUCCAGUGGAGUGAACCAAAUUUAACUUCAAAUGUGGAGUAAAAUUGGAUUCAAUCCAAUUUUACUCCACAUUUGAAGUUAAAUUUGGUUCAAAAUAAUACCAAAAGGGAGUUAAAUUGACUCCCUGAAAUUAACAGGGCAGAGAAGCGAAAAAUUCGUUGUCUGGAAUGAAUAAUAUUCCACUGGUUUAGGUCCUAGCUGAUACAAUCUGUAUUUUUGAAAAGUCAGUUACUGUAUACAGGGUGUAUAAAAAAGUAAUCCAACUUUGGCAUGUUAUCUUGUGUGAGAUAUUAAGUUUAUGGAUUUACUUUUUAAUACUAAAUAAUUAAGGUCAGGCUUUUACUGUAGCUCUCAAAGAUACCUUUUUGUAUCUGCAUGUGCAGAUAUAAUUAUCUGCGCAUGUUCUAUGUAGCCUGCGCAGCAGUCGCUUUAUUUUAUUGAAGGUUUUGAGGGGUUUUGAAUAAAUGGCAGGUUAGAAAAAAUGGGCGAUGAAAAAAAGGGCGAGAAAAAUUUAUUCAAAUAUCCUCAAAACCUUCAAUAAAAUAAAGUGACUGCUACGCAGGCUAUCUGCGCAUGCAGAUAUAAUGCUACUCUUGUUAAAGUGCCUAUAUCACUUUUAUAUCUUGUUAUUUUAUAUCUUGUUAUUCAUAUCUUGUUAAAGUGCCUAUAUCACCUUUACGGAUUUGAAAAGAGCGUAAAAAGUUAGUUAAUAAGUUCAAAAGCUUUUUUUGAUUUAGUGCAAUAAUUUCGAAGAUACAUGUCUCUAAACUACCUACAAUUCCUGAGUCCCAGGCUCCUAUGCACAAUGGACAGUUUCGAAAAAGGCCAAAUUCAAUAGCUGUGUUUACACCCCAAGAGGCUGGGACUCAGGGACAGUUCGUUGUUUAAAGGCCUACAGUAUAUCCUCAAAACUAUUGCACUAAAUCAAAAAAGGCUUUAGAACUUAUUGACGAACUUUUUAAUCUCUUUCCAAAUCCAUAAAAGUCCCACAAGUGAUAUAGGCACUUUAACUGUUAGGCUAACAGCAACCCUUGGCCAAUCAGCGACAUAGAGAAUUGCGUCAUUAUUUCACUAAGUCUAAGAAAUACGUCAUUCAUGAAAUUCAACAUGAUGAGUAAAAUGUGAUAACUAAGUAGUUAACUCUAUUUUCCCCCGGACAAUAUUUGCCAAUAAGCCAAUACUCCAUUACAUUUGGCAAUACCACAACACAUCCCUAACAUCUAGAUUUUAACUGUAGUUUGACUUGGCGAUAAAUUUACCUUGGUCGCACCCAAGCAUGAUACUCUGCAAUUAUUGACAUUAGAAUGGGUUACUUCCUUUGGAGAUCUAACUCAGAAUACGUCUAUAUUUUCAUCUCUUCAUGGAUUAGGUCUUCAAAGUGCUUAACUUAAUAUGUAAUGAAAUUUCAUACUAUUUUUUAUGAUUGCAUUGCAAAGAAAACUCAGAGUGACUGAAUAAGAUAAUUUGCCAAACUAUUUCAGUUCGCUUCGUUCUUGAGGUAUUUAACAAAUUUUGAUAUGCAAGUUAUCCUCAUUAUGUCAUAUUGCCCAACUUCAAGAUCGUGGGAUAUUCUGUAUCGAAAUCAUAAAACCGUGCAUAUGUGUUAUGUCCACAUACCACAAAUAUAUGUUAUAUUUCGACGAAUUUGAAUCAAUUAUCUACAAAUGUUAUAAACGUUUUUUCAGACAGCCAUUAUGCAAUUUAACGCCAUAAUGAGGAUAAAUACCGUAGUACCGUGGUACUAUAGUGCCAUAGUAAACUAGUACCAUAGUACUAUAAUACUAUAAUACUAUAGUACAUUGUACCAUAUUACGAUUGCACUAUAAUACCAUAGUACCGUACUGUAGUACUAUAGGAUCGUAGUAUCGGAUAAUACCGCACUAACACAGUACCAUAAUACCGUACAGUAGCGUAGUACUAUUUAACAAUUAGUCACCGAAGGCGAGGUAAUUACAAGCCUAUAUUCACUGAGCUGCGAAGCAGCGAAGUGAAUAUAGUCUUGUGAUCACCGAGCCUGAGGUGACUAAUUGUUUUAGUGUAAAUUCAGUGUUGAAAAAUAAUAAUAUAUACAAACGUUGUAAAUAUAAUUUUUUCUUCGAUGAUUUGUUUGCAAGUGGAUUUUCGGCAACCAUUUUGUUUUGAAAGCAGUAGUUACUGCUCAGAGCAGCAACUAUUGCCUCAGAGUUACUGCUGAGGGAACCAAACAGAACGCUUGAAAGCCAUUUUUCAAUACUGAAUUUAUACUAAAGUACAGUGGUACACCACUGCCGUAGUACUGUAGCACCAUUGUACGGUAGUGCCAUAGUACCAGAGUACUUUAGUACCGUACUACCAUAGUACCCUAGUACUAUAAUAGCGUAGUACUUUAGUACCACACUGCCAUAGUACCCUUACUAAUACUAUAAUACCAUAGUACCAUAGUACACUAUUACCAUAGUACCAUAGUACACUAUUACCGUGGUACCGUACUACCAUAGUACCGUAUUACCAUAAUACCGUAACACCAUAGUACCAUAGUAUCAUGAUAGUACCACAGUAUCGUAAUACCAUUUAACAAUUAGUCGCCAAAGGUGAGGUGAUUACAGGCCUAUAUUACGGUCGCGUUUAGUGCAAAUAGCAGUCUUUAGUAGGAGGUACAACUACCUGAAAAAUGCAAAAAGAACUUCGACGUCUGGAGCGAAAGCCGUUCGUCUGGAAGUUAUUAGCCAACUAGACAAGACUUUUUGUCAAGACAAAACAUUUAUCUGAACCAAAGAAUGUCUCCUACAAAAGGCUGCUGUAUAGAUUACUUACCUCCAUCUUGUAUUUGAUAAUUUGGGAUAUUAUAAAUUCCUGCAUGAUCCAGUGAAUGUCCAUUCUUUUUUUAUUUAGAACAAGAUGAAGCCGCUAGACGAGCAAGAAUACAAGCAAGACUGCAGGGGAAACAAUUGGAUAAAUCUAAAAACAGCAAGAAACCCGAAGAUUCGCCAAAUGAUUCUGUUGAUCAGAAGCAAACAUAUUCUAAAAAAAAUCGAAAUAUACCUCCAGCACAAGAUUUAACUACUUCCACAUCCAAAAACCAGUCCAAACAUAAUUCGACUCAAAAGAAACGAACCGACGUGGAAAGAGUAAUUGUAAAAUCCAAAGAAAAGGAAAAGGUGAUGAAGAAGAGGCCGGAAGAAAAAACUAAACCUAUUGAACAAAAGAAACCGGUUGCUAAAGUUAAGAAACCUGCUCAACCAGUUAUGAGUUUUCAAGAGUUAAUGAACGUUGCUAAAAAACAAGCGGAUAAUCCCGACGCGUUCCGAAAUAUCACGCCUGCUAACGGGCCAAAAUUUGGACAAAAUAUUGAGGAGAACUCUCCAGCACACAACCGAUCAAUGGAGGAUAAACGAAAAAAGGAAAUUCCAGAUGAAAAUAAUAGAGUUACUGGGAAAACUAAUCGAGAGAAGACCACUAUUUCACAAAACAAACAAAAUGUGAAAACUCGAGAAGGGAAAUUAUUAGAUACUGCUAAAAGAAAGAAGCCGGAAAGUCGAGAUCGGAAACAAUUGGAAAUGCAGAGCCGAAAAUUACCGUCGAAAUGCGCUGGAAAUAAUGAUAGAAAGUUUCCCGGUAAAGCAGAAAUACAUGCAAAACGUAAGUCGUUGGAGAAACCCAAAAUUAUGACUAUAGAACGUGAAACAAUAUCUCAAAGGGAAUAUGGGUCGUCAAUGAAGUACCGUGAGUCUAAAGAACAUUUUAAACGCAAAAGGCGUCCUAAUCCGUGUGAUGAAGAUGAGUAUGAUGAUGAGAUGGAUGAAUUCAUUGAUGAUAGCGAGGAAGCUCCUGAAACUGUUUCUAGCUACAUUAAGGAAAUUUUUGGAUACGACAGAAACAGGUAAGUUCAAGAUAAACUCUUCAAGAAACUACGGGACCACCGUAAGAGACUACUGUAAUUGGAACCUGUGAUGGCUUUCCUAGUCUGCGUAGACUUAAGUUGAAUAAACCAUAAACCAUAAUUUUGUUGUGAAUCUGACCACGUCAAGCAAACUUUUCCAAGGUAUUCAAAACCAUAAUUAAGUAGCUAUACAGCUAAUUCAAAAAAGGUUGUCAUGCAAACUUCUUAAAUCUUCACUGUUGAGCGCGCUCAGGAUGCUGAGUAACUUCCUAUUUAGAGUCUAAAAGACUAAAACUUAGACUCUUAGUCACAAUGCUAAAGCAUAUAUGAUAAACACUGCAACAAUGCCAAAACAUAUGAUAAACACUGACAGUGUAGAGGUACUUGUUCACUAAGCUAGUUUGUCCAAUCAAAGGCUCUAAAUAAGCAAUACCCAUCAUCCCUUUCGCGCUCAGUGUUUAAGGUUCAAGAUUUUUGAACGACAACCUUUUUUGUUGCAUGCCAUAUAUGGCAUGCAACUUUCACAUAGCUCUAAAUUUCAUGUCGUCGUGAGCGGCGCUAUGGCGGUGAGUGAGCGUACCGGUGGUCGUAAAUCACGUGGCAGAUUCGUAAAAUACGACAGAUACCGAGUUUUCCGACGACCAUUUUCAUGUGAUGUGAAUCACUCAUGCACGUUUUCGUUCAUGGUUUUCGUCGAGGAAACGCAAAAAAAUAUUCAUUGUUCGCCGAAAAUUUACAUAAUUGAGCGCCUUAGAAAUAUAGAUCGAGGUAGGUAAAGCUUUGCUGUUUUUAAUUUACUUAUAUUCUGUUAUUUAUUGUGAUUUUGGAGCCGUUGUGCUCGCACUGAUUAUAUUGUGUGCAAAACUUCAAAACUACAGCACAUAAUACUAUUGAAAUUUAAUACAACGAAAUAACAAUCUACUUCGGUAAAUUCAAUCAUAGUUUAAUAAUUAUUUUCAAUCUAUUAUAUAGUAAUUCACCGUUUCCACGGGUUUUUGUACCUUAAAUAAAGCUAUAUAGAUUUGUAGGAAAUAUCAUUAUUUAGCAGAGAAUUUGUAAAGGAAAUCUAACAGUCAAUCGCUUUCGAUAAAACCUUGACCUUGUUAUUACCGCCCCUUCCAAACAACGAUGAACGGUUGCUCAUAAAAACAUUGCCUAUUCGCGUGAGAAUCUUAAGUUUCCUUAUUUUGACAUAAUAGCUAGCGCUAUUUUUCAAUAAAUAUAUUGAUAGUAAACUUAUUGAAUCAAUAUUUUAAAUUCCAGGCCAGUUGUACCGAAAGUUUACAGUCGAUUUCACGAAACUUUGACCACAAAUGUUUCGAACUUCGUUGCGAAGUUCGGAAAAUCAAUUUGUAUAUAAACAAAGUCCCUGAUUGGUCCCUGAAGUCAAAGAAGCCAAUCAAAUGCGUAGUUUACAAACUGGUUUGUGAAUCUCAUUAUGAACUUUUGAACUUCGCAACAAACUUGCAAACUUCGCAACGAAGUUCGGAACAUUUGUGGCCAAAGACAAAGUUAUCUCAAAUCGACUGUAAUAUAAGCGCUAGCGCAUCAUAAGGUUUCAGAUGGCAUGCAACAUGUACGCAGUGCCUAUUUUUGAAUUAGUUAUGUGUUUUAAGGUGGCUCAAUACAGUUUUUGAAAUAUGACAAAAUCGUGAUUUAGAUUUAAUUUUUUGAAGAGAGGUUUUUUUUUAGAAGACAAAAAUUGUACCACAUAUAUUGAGCAAUCUUCUAAGAGUUGAAAAUUGUUCACAAAAAUGACGUCAUUACCGUUGCUAUGUUAACAAUGACGUUUCAAUAUGGCCGACAUUUUACCUUUUAACACAUUUUAAUCGAAAAAAAGGCCGGUUACCCCCAUUUUUUAUUUCGUGAAACGUUUUCAUUUAGAAAAAUGAAUGAUAUGAACAAGCUUAAAAAAAUUCUGUAGAUCAGAAUUUUUAAAAAAUUUAAAAACGUGAUUUUUCGUGAUAAAUAUUUUUUGGAUCUACAGAAUUUUUUUAAACUUGUUCACAUCAUUCACUUUUCUGAUUGAAAACGUUUCGCGAAAUAAAAAAUGGGGGUAACCGGCCUUUUUUCGAGUAAAAUGUGUUAAAAAGUAAAAUGUCGGCCAUAUUGAAACGUCAUUGUUACCAUAGCAACGGUAAUGACGUGCAACGGUAAUGACGUCAUUUUUGUGAACAAUUUUCAACUCUUAGAAGAUUGUUCAAUAUAUGUGGUACAAUUUUUGUCUUCUAACAAGAAAUCUCUCUUCAAAAAAUUAAAUCUAAAUCACAAUUUUGUCACAUAUUUCAAAAACUGUAGGGAGCCACCUUAAAUCCAACAAGUCUUGUCAUGCCGACAUGGAAUAUGAUUGGAGUGAUGGGACUAAAGAUGGGACUAAAUAUGCCGGUAUAUACUGUAUUGCUUCAUGCAAUUCUGUUCCUUCUUGUUUUGGAAAGCUGUGAUUCAUGCACUGUAUCUUUUAAUGACUAAGUUUGUACCAGCUUCAGUUUGUACCAGCUCAAGUACACGGCAAUGGUCAUUGGAGUACCUGUGAGGUACGACUAAAAAUCUUGAAUUAUCGCUCCCUGCUCAUUUGGAUUGAGUGGCCGACUUUUUCAUCUUCACACCGGAUUAGAUUUCUACACGCAGGAGGCGCUGAUACCCUUAUAGUAAUUAAGUUGUCAACAAGGUUUUAUGUCUAUUUCAUCGUUUUGUGCCUCCAUUUGCACAGCAAUUACAAACUCAAGUACAUGCAUAUACAAGUGCAAUAUACUCUUGCACUAAGAGGUCGGGUAUUUCUAGUUUUGAGUUUGGCAUUCAAACUGACAGCUUUAUUUGAAUUAGCUGCAUGUUUUGUGUAAUGUGCCGUGCAAAGAUAUUACUGUAUUUCUAUUUUAUUAAUUCAAGAACCUGUUUUUAGGUUCCGUGACCGAAAUGAAGAUAUUAACAAUAUGGAAACCAGUUAUGGUGACAUUCAGAAAGAAGAAGCAAAAAGGUAAACUGGCUUUUAUUUUCAUAUAGUUUCUGUCAGCUCAACAUAAGCUAUAGUGCAUGAUUUAGUAAUCGCUUUUAUUGUAUGGCAAGGCGGUCCAUGCAUGUGCAGCAUGUUAAUUGGUUCCUGAGCGGUCGAUAACCUAGCUGCAGUACAGACCGCUAACUAAUCUCAUAGUAUGGACCGCUAAGAUGGAACCGCUCAUGAAGAUGUGUGACCUUGGCUUGGUAAGUUUUAAUAAGAAUCACUUGCUAUUCUAAUCUAUUUUUGUAUUAAAAAGUUGUUAACAUGUGUAUAAACGCUUUUUACAACACUUAAAAUACUGACAGAGUGAUGCUUUAUACUUUCCGCCAUUGAACGGUUUUUUCGGGGAACUGAAAUGAAAAAAACUGCUUUGUUUUCGGCUUGUAGAAUAUAUUAAUAUUUGAAAUUAUAUAUGUUGUUAUCGUUUUAUCUUCGUCAAAAGUGUUUACGGAAAUUUAAAAUCCUGCCUUUUUAAAUGUUCAUGAAAAUAGUGUUGUCAACAACUUAAUUAAACAUUGUUUUUUGAAGAAUGCCGUCUUAUUUUUAGUUGAAGGGUUUUGUUGAUGGAAAUUAUCGAGUGUAAAUUUAUAUUGGACUGUCUGUGCCAGUGUAGAUAGUGUAGAUAGUGCCAAUAAUAUAAACAAGCUUUCGUUUGUUGCCAUGGAUGCAACUACCUGGAAAAUAUAAGGAGAAUUUCGACUUAACUCCAGACGAACUGCCUUCGCUUGAAACGUCGAAAUUCUCCUUAUCUUUUUCAGGUAGUUGCAUUCAUACCAACGAAAGAUUGCCUAUGUAAGCUGCAGGUUCGAUUCCUGCUAAGGUGUAUAGAAAAGGUAGUAUACUAUUUUGAAACGGCUCUCAAUUUCACAAACCCGUUAAUUUCAUGAAAUGUUUGAUAGAUAUAGAUUGAUUUGGAUACUUAUAAUGUAGAAUAAACAAAAAAUGUUCGUAAAGAUAAAGUUUCCAGAGCAGGGGGGGAGGGGUGGUGUCUUUUUAGCAGCAUUAAAAAUUUUUAAAACGCAUUUUGAGUUCAUGGGCGACAAAUUUGUUAUGUGUUUGAUCAAUGGUCCAAAGUCAGAAAAAUUACUCAAUUUUAAGUCCUAUAAAUAGCUGCUGAAAGUUUCAUUUUUUGGCACCAAUGUCUAUCACCGCAUGCUUAAUUCGUGCAUUUACCUAAUUUGCAUGCGUAUUGUUAUUUUACUUUUUUACUAAUUUUUGUUUAUUCUUUAUUAAUAUAAGUAUACCCAAACAAUCUAUAUUUAUCAAACAUUUCAUGGAAUUAACGUAUUUGUGAAAUUGAGAGCCGUUUCAAAAUUGUCUACUUUUUUUAUACACCCUGUAGUUGCAUUUUUUUCCAGCUGUUCGUGGCUAGGUCUAAUAAAUGUAUAUAAAUUUAUACACGAUAAUUUCCAUCAUGCACAAAACCCUUCACCCACUGUAUUAUACAAUCGAGUGAUGCCAAAAAAUCUUGAUAUUUACCCAGUCUUGUUUUUAGCCAUAUAAUAAAGAACUUAUUGAAGCCUCGUUCUUUUUUCGUUUUUACAAACUCGCCUAAUAUCCUAUAGAGUCUGGACCUCUCGCUCAGUCAAUAACAUAUAUUAUUAUAUGGCUUUUCAAAAUUCUCUAUUCUGAUUGGUUGACAAGCGGUCCGUAAAAACCAAUAUCCGGACCGUGGUCCGUAUUUUCCGUAUCUGGACCGGUGUCCCGGAUGUUGUUUAUCUGGCGGGAAAUGUUUGCUUUGCAAACAGAACAUUUUUUUGCUUUUUAAGUUUCCAAUUGUGCUUUACAGAUAAAAAUUUCAAACAACCAAAUUGUUUUUGAUUGAGCAUGCAUGCCUACCGUAUAUUGUUACCCAGAGAAACUGACGAUAGCCGAUUUAAUUCGCGCGAAAAGCAUAUGCUCACAGACUCAGUUCAGCCAUAUAAUAAACCGAUUAUUGACCUCGCUUGUUCGGUCUGUACUGUGAAAUAUCAGAUCUCUGUUUUUUGCAUGGACCUCGGUCUGAUAUUUUACAGUACAGACCACACGUUCGGUCAAUAAGCCUUAGCAAGAGAUAAAUAAGUCGUAGCGAGUGAAUUAAUGCAUACAGAACAGCUUUGUUCAGUACUCCCCCAAAGACCUAAGAGUGCAUUAUUGCAUGGCCCAUUAGUGGCUCGUGGUAUACUAAUUUGCAUAUGACCCAUAUACGUUUCAUUUUUAACAGGGAGUACAUAGGGUGGAGUACUAAACUUGGCCCGUUCUGGCCUGAAUGAUAUCUGCAGAAUGACAAGGUCGAACUUUGCUUAAAAUCAGUGCAAUCACGUUGGCUUCUUUCAACUCUACGCAAUAUGGAGUCAAAAUACCUUUGACAAUAGCAUACCACAAUAGUCAAUAGCGGUGUUUUUAUUAUUAUAAAUAACAAACUUGAGCAGAUUUUAUUGAAAUAAUAAUAAUCAGCUUACCUUUCGCUUUACUAGAAAAACUGCUUUGACGACGGCCAAUAUUUUCGUUUUUCAGCGAAUUCCAUUCAAAUAUACGCUGUUCUUUCGCAAAUAUAUGUUUGUAUCGUCAGUAGCUUGUGUGAAUGGGCGAUAGACGAAAGUUAACCCUAUAACCCUAAAUUUGUUAGCUGUGGUACAGUAAUUGUGGUUGACAGGAAAUUUUACACUACAUUAUUUCUAAACUCAUUUGUGUUCUGUUUAUUUAGUCUACGAAUCGCAAAACUUGAAGAUGAGGUUGAAAAACUGAAAGAAAGUUACGAACUUGAACAGCAACAGAGAAAAAACAAAAAGUUAAAACAGUAGCUAUGGCCUUGCGUGAGUGAAACAUAGUGAAUAUUGGUAAAACAGAUUUAAUAUUUAUAUUGUCCAGAAUUUUAAAAAGGGUAUCUAUAAUAAACGUCGCCAUAACGUUUUGAAUACUUUUAUUGUGUAUAAAUAAUCACGUAUUUCAUCUUUCAGUUUGCUCUUUUUAAAACAUGGGUGAUCCAGAUUUUUAAAACUUUUCGUUGAAAAUUUAUUACAGAAGACUUUUUAUUACAGAAAGCCUUCAACUGUUGUUAGUAUAGGUAAUCAUGCGAUGUUGCUCGUACAAUUAGGGAUUAAUAGUACGAGUGAUGUUUGGAAAUUUUGCCAAAAUUGGACGAGCCGCCGGGGCGUCAAAAUUUCCAAACAUCACUCGUACUAUUAAUCCCUAAUUGUACGAGCAACAUCGCAUGAUUACUUGUUUAUUAUUAGCAUGACAAAAUUGGAUACUUCUCAAUAUCAACAUCAUAUUCUCUCGCCAAAGCCCAGUCCUGCCAGACUUUCAACCAAAAUUUUGUGCUUUUGUUCGUAUUUUCAUCUAGUUCUUUUGUUAAAGCAAAAUUUGGUGCUUUUGUUCGUAUUUUCAUCUAGUUCCUCUAUAGCCUGAUAACAGACCUACGUUUCACCCGCCCUAAAAUUCGUCGACGGAAAUGGCGAAACGUAGGUCUGAUGAAAAUGUUGUCAAAAGCGCCUUCCGCCCACUUUGCAUUUUGCAAUAAUUAACGAUGAUGAUGACACAUACAUGUAAUACCUAAAAAUACAAUGAAAGUUGUCGAUUUCACUUUAUUGCAAGUUUGUAAACUAGUAAGAGUCGAUAAGUACAGAUAUUCGAAUAAAUAUUUAAAAUAUUGGUAACCCCAUGGAGCCCGUUGCUUUUAUAUACUUAAACCUUUGUAAAUGAACAGUUACAGCUAGUAAUAAUACAACAUUUUCAACACAUUCUAUAAAUGCGAUAAAAUCUGCUUACGCAAAUUUGGCAAUGGCCAAUGUGCCAUUGUUGAAUUGCAUCCCAACUCUUACAAUUUAUACAUUUUGAAAUCGCCAUACAAUGGUAAAAUCUAAAUAAAAUAUUUUGUACGUGCUAUGUUAUCAAAAUGUAAAUCAUGAAUGCGCACAUAUUUGUAUCCGAGUUUUACUAUGAUUUAUAAUCACAAAACUUAGAUCGUGUAUAAAAAAUUAUCUAUUGUAUUGUUAAUAACAGCGGAAAGAUACAACGCUGAAGAAUUUGACACGUGCUGAUCUACUCCCCUCUAGUUUUAAUUUUAGACGGUAGAUACUGAUCAUAGACUAGUUGUCGUUCGGCAUCACAAAAUAUUUAGAAUAUUACACUGUCUCUGUUACACUGUAUGCAUAUUUAUAUGCGUUGAUUUACCGUUGAAAAUAUUCUGAUCUUUUCAAAUCUUUUCAUGUUAGCGACCAACCAAUCACAACCCAUUUUUCUGUGAAUUAGCCAAUCAGCUUUGUCGACCGCCAGGCGGUCGACUUACAUGCACUUUUGACAACAUUUUCAUCAGACCUACGUUUCGCCCUUCGUCGACCCGCGAAUUUUAGGGCGGGCGAAACGUAGGUCUGUUAUCAGGCUAGUUCCUCUAGGGCAAUUUCAUUUCACGCUUGUGUUUAAAAUACCUUUCCGCCAUUCUGUUUGUUUUGGGAAAAUCAUUAAUUGUACUGCAGUACAAUUAAUGAAAUAAUUGUACUCCUCUCGACCAAUCAGCAUCCAGUAAUUUGACAUGCUAAUAAUAAGUUACUUUAUUUCUUAUCGAGAUUUUUAGGCAUCUCGCUCGAUAGAACAAACAGUUGAAGGGUUUUUGUAUAGAUGGAAAUUUCGAAUGGAAGCCAGGUGAUCUCGUGUUCGUAUUUUAGCCAAUCAAAUCCAUUUUGAUGUAUUCAGUCAAUUAUAUCUUUCGUUAUUCUUUAUGAAACUAGUUGAAAUUUUGUAAUUAUGUUUGCUUAUGAGAACUAUAGCUCUGACAAAAAUUUGGAAUCGAAAUAAUGUAUAUUACAGGAGAUAUUCAGUUGUUUUAAUCAUAAAAUGGAUUUCUAUUUGACAACUAGUGCCAGUACUUUUCCGCGUAUCAAGAUCACCUGGGAUUAUAUGCAGUUUUAAGCCUGGUUCACACGAUGAAAUAAGCAUAAGCAUAAGCAUAUUAAGCAUAAGCAUAAGCAAGCGGAACCUUUGAUGUAAACAUAAGAAGAACAAAUGUUGCGUUCUUCUUAUGCUUACGUUUAUGCACAUCAAAGGUUCCGCUGCUUGUGCUUAUGCUUAUUUCAUCGUGUGAACCAGGCUUUAGACUUAACCAGGAGCAGCUGCGAAAAAUGUAACUAUAUAGGCCUCCUGGCAGGAGUCGAACCUGCGGCAAAUUUCAAAACAGUUUUAUAUUUUGGAUACAGCUUUUACAUCUCGAU